Molecule: messenger RNA, 786 nt
Organism: Diversispora eburnea
Lineage: Eukaryota; Fungi; Glomeromycota; Glomeromycetes; Diversisporales; Diversisporaceae
Source: the annotation of a GenBank genome assembly
AUGAAUUCUGCAUCAUUAUUAGCUGAUGCAGGACACUCUUUAAGUGAUUUAACUAGCGAUUUUGUAACAUUAUAUACUUUUCGAAAAUCCAGAAAACCUCCAGAUGCAACACACCCUUAUGGUUACGGAAAAUAUGAAACAAUUGGUUCUCUUGGAGUAUCGACAUUUUUAAUCCUUGGUGCUUUAGGAAUUGGUCAUCACGCUUAUGAACUCCUUUUGGCUUCUUUACCUCAUGAAAUUACUACUGGUGGAGUUAUAGAAAAUACUAUUGAAACUAUAGAAAAUACUAUUGAUGCCAUAGUUCAUCAUGAGAAUUCAUCACAAUUAAAUCCUAAUGCUGCCUGGCAUCAUCGAAGUGAUGCUGCUUCAAGUUUGGUAGCAUUAGCUUCAAUUGUUGGAAGUUAUUUCGGAUUUCCACUUCUUGAUCCAAUAGGUGGCAUUUUAGUGGCGGGAAUGAUUAUGAAAAGUGGAAUCAAUAUUUUAAUUACUUCUCUAAAAGAAUUGGUUGAUGUUGGAAUGGAAGAAAAUGUUAUUCAUCGUGUUAAUAAUGCUGUUCAAAAAUUUCAGAAUGAAGAGCCAAAUGUUGUCAAUUUUCAUAGUAUAAGGGGACGUAAAUCUGGACCGUUCUAUUUAAUCGAUAUGGUUGUACAAGUUAAACCAUAUCUAACCGUUAUGAAUGCUCAUAGUAUUGAAGAAAAAGUUAGAGAAGCGGUUAAAAAAGAAUGUAAAAGUGUUAAAGAGGUAUUAAUUCAUUUAGAUGCAUAUCAUCAUGAACCUCAUCAUUAA